AUGUUCAUUAUGGAUGACCUGGCUGCAGCAAAGAAGUUCUUGGCAUCAUUUCCAAAAGAGCACCAGCUUUAUGACAGAUUUGUCCUUCUUUAUCAUCAAAAUAUAAGAAAAAAGCUUACUGAAAUUGGGGCCACUGAUUUGGACAAACGAGAAAUUGUUCAGCUCCUUAACUGGGUGAAAGAUUACACGUAG
Molecule: messenger RNA, 192 nt
Organism: Enterobius vermicularis (human pinworm)
Lineage: Eukaryota; Metazoa; Nematoda; Chromadorea; Rhabditida; Oxyuridae
Source: the annotation of a GenBank genome assembly